CUGCUCACAGAGGACUCUCCAUGGCUUCUCCCUUCCCACGCACGGCCAGGGUCCAAUCCAAGGCGAUACACAAGCCUCUGCUGGCGGCUUCCACUCCUCCCCGUCUCUCGCCGACCAGGGCACUAAGUUCUCAAAGACUUGCAUCAUGAAGGCUGCACAGUUUGGACCUUGGUCAGAUCUUCCUACCGAACUCCUGGGCCUUGUCCUAAAGCGCCUCGAUUCCCUAGCUGACCGUGUUCGUCUGAGAGCAGUCUGUCAACCAUGGCGCUCUAAUAGUAUGUUGCAGAAUCUCCCCCUCCCAUUCCCUUGGCUCACCCUCACCGAUGGAACCUUCCUCAGCAUCCCUGGCAAGGUUCACCGCAUGCCUCUACCAGAUGGUGCUCGUUGGCACGGCUCCAUUGAUAACAGGCUAUUCCUCAUGAGCUGUGAUGGUGCGUGUUCAUUGCUGAACCCUUUUUCCAAGAGCACACUGGAGCUUCCUAAUCUUGCCAGUGUUUGGCAGCGCGAGAUAGAUAACCAUGCUGAAUAUACUGAUGAUCCAGUUUCCUAUAAGUUACUGGCGCCCUCGCCGCUGGAAUCAUCACCCAAGUCCCUUGCUGCUGCGAUGAUCAUCGGCAAUUGUUAUUCUGUUGAUCUUUGUGUCGUUCAACCACCUGCCACCACUUACUCAUUCAGAGGUAUACGUACUGCACUGGGGGAGCCACCAACAUUAGUGGAUCUUGCUUUCUUGGAUGGAAGGCUGUACGUGGUAUCUGGAUUUUUCAAGCUUUUCGUCGUUGAUUUUGGUGAGAACCUUGGUACUUAUCCAAAGAUGAAAUGCGUAAUUGACUCUGGUGGUGAUUGUGGAACGCCUCAAUACCUGUCUAAGAAGGUGCUUUAUGGACUCAGCCAGUAUUUAGUGGAAUGUGGUGGUAGGCUGCUGAUGGUGCAAAGAUUUACACACUCACAGGGUUUUAGGAAUUCUCACACUGUUGGAUUUAAUGUCCUUGAGGCAGACUUGCGCACUAACCCUGGUCAGUGGAGAACGGUGAGUGAUUUGGGUGGCCAUGCCCUCUUUCUUGGUAAGCAAAGCUCGAAGUCCCUGCCUGCUGGAGAAUGCAGUGGAUCCCAGGAGGACUGCAUCUACUUCAUCUGCGAUUAUCCUUGUCCAGAGUCUUCUGCAGAACCUCUUCGCGACGCUGGCAUAUAUAACGUGAGAAGUGGGAUGAUAAUGCCAUUGCAUUCAAGGAAUCCUGCGGUACCGCAACGCCAAGCUGGUCAGUGGGGCCUGACCUGGUUUUUUCCUUCUGAAGCUAUAUGAUCAACCCAGAAGGAUUUUUUUAGUCUUUUGUGGUCAACCAACAUGCCUGGGUUCUUCUCAUCUUUAUCUUACUAAUAUGUUAUUGUGUGGACUUAAUUAGUAUAUGAUGGUGUGCACUUUUAAGUCACUUGGUGACAAUAAUGGGUUCAUGUAAUCGAAUGCUUAAACCUUUCGUUGUGGAAACUUGAUGUUUUA
Messenger RNA from Triticum dicoccoides, 1495 nucleotides. RefSeq lists its product as uncharacterized. The coding region runs from base 146 to 1300 and encodes 384 amino acids. The record is from RefSeq and is a predicted model, not a curated record. NCBI's taxonomy places the organism in Eukaryota, Viridiplantae, Streptophyta, Magnoliopsida, Poales, Poaceae. The transcript has 2 exons. Gene Ontology annotation, molecular function: protein binding.